AUGCCAGAAGUCAGAACUAGAUAUCUGAAUGUUCUCAAGGAAGAAAAAGAAGAAAAAGAAAAAGGAAAAGUUGUUCCGGCUAAAGGAGGUCGCAAGAAAGCUUCUACCUCCAAGCCUGUUGUUUCAGAAGCUGUUCCUGAAGCUGCUGAAAAGAAGGAAAGAAGGACUAAGAGAAAAUUUGAUCAUCCUUUUGAUAAUCAGGAGAAGGUAGUUCAGAGUGUAGCUGCUGCUACUACUGUUGAGAAAGCUGUUCCAGAAGAAGUUGUUACUGAAGAAGUUCAGGUUACUUCAGUCGAAAAUGAAAAGAGUAAGAAGGAGAACGCUGAGAAGAAGAAGAAGAAGAAGAAGAGAAAGCCUUCUAAUAACACUGAGAAUACUGUUAAAGCUGUUGAGAAGAAGAAAACAAGAAAAAGAAAAUUAAUAAUUGAUGCCUCAGAUGAAGAUGAGGAUGUUCAAGAAGCUUUGAAUCAGCAAGCAGAAGCUGCGAAUCAGCAAUUAUAA
Messenger RNA from Vicia villosa (hairy vetch), 501 nucleotides. Its product is annotated as protein PXR1-like. The transcript has 2 exons. Bases 1 to 501 code for a protein of 166 amino acids. NCBI's taxonomy places the organism in Eukaryota, Viridiplantae, Streptophyta, Magnoliopsida, Fabales, Fabaceae. The record is from RefSeq and is a predicted model, not a curated record.